Molecule: messenger RNA, 729 nt
Organism: Lycium barbarum (goji berry)
Lineage: Eukaryota; Viridiplantae; Streptophyta; Magnoliopsida; Solanales; Solanaceae
Exons: 2
Coding region: 1-729 (242 amino acids)
Source: RefSeq, a predicted model, not a curated record
AUGAGGAAGUUAGUUUCUAUUUUGGAGAACCAGUUCGGAUUCAUGCCGGGGCGUUCGACUACAAAAGUCAUUCACCUGGUGAGGAGGUUGGUGGAGCAGUAUAGGGAUAUGAAGACUGACUUGCACAUGGUGUUUGUCGACCUUGAGAAGGCUUACGACAAAGUCCCAAGAGAGGUGUUGUGGAGAUGUCUGGAAGCUAGAGGUGUUCCUGUAGCAUACAUUAGAGCGAUUAAGGACAUGUAUGAUGGAGCCAAAACCCGGGUGAGGACGGUUGGAGGUGACUCGGAACACUUUCCAGUCACGAUGGGCCUGCACCAGGGGUCCACGCUUAGCCCGUUUCUGUUUGCUGUGGCAAUGGACGCUUUGACAAGCCACAUUCAAGGAGAGGUACCGUGGUGCAUGUUGUUUGUAGAUGACAUUGUGCUUAUUGACGAGUUGCGGAGCGGUGUUAACGCGAGACUGGAGGUUUGGCGACAGACUCUGGAGUCGAAGAGUUUCAAGUUGAGCAGGACUCAGACAGAGUACUUAGAGUGUAAGUUCAGUAAUGGGAGUCAAGUAGAGGACGAGGACGUGCAGCUGGAUACUCAGUGUAACUUAAACUUUGAUAAAAUUACAGUAAAUAACAUACUGUUAGGAUACACUGAUAUUGUAGAAGUUCUUGCAAUGAAAAUUAAGCUAAAUCAAAGAUUACUACAUAAGGAAGAUGAGUUAAUUGGAUGUGUGGCUUAG